AGUGCCGGCAGCCGAGGAGAGCAAGCCCGGCAGCUGGUCAUCGAUCUGGAGACUCGAGGGAAACAGGCUUUUCCUAUAUUCCUCUCGAUCCUGCGGGACACUGGGCAGGGUGACCUCGCAGACAUGCUGAUCAAAGAGUGCGAAUGCCCACUGGCGCCGCCGCAGCUGGUAAACCUGAGGCCUGUUGAGCUGGACUUACGUGGAGAAAAGCAUAAAAAAAAUGUGAACUUUCCUGAACGUUUGUCCAUCCCAGUACAAGCUGAGAGCGAAAAACUUCGAACACCUCCCGUGCCAGCCCAGGGUAAGCCAUGUCGCUGUUCCAGAGAGAUGGGGUGGUGUUUAAUUGCGAUGUGUGCCUGCCAGGUUUACGAUCUGAAAGCGGACCCGUGCGGACACUGCCUGAUCCUCAACAACGUCAACUUCAGUAGAGACUCGGAUCUGUCAACUCGAGACGGCUCCAACGUGGACUGCGAGAAGCUGGAGAAGCGCUUUAAGGCCUUGCGCUUUGACGUCCUGACUCGGCGGGAUCUCAAAGCUCAGGAAAUGGUUUCAGAGCUGCAGAAGCUGGCGCGGCAGGACCACAGUGCCUUGGACUGCUGCAUCGUGGUCAUCCUUUCCCAUGGUUGUCAGACGAGCCAUAUUCAGUUUCCUGGAGGCAUUUACGGAACGGAUGGAAAACCCAUUCCAAUAGAAAAGAUUGUGAACUAUUUCAAUGGGUCCCAUUGCCCGAGUUUGAGAGGAAAACCCAAACUCUUCUUCAUCCAGGCCUGUGGUGGAGAACAAAGAGAUCGAGGCUUUCUAGUGGAUUGCGAUUCACCUGGCGACGAAGCUCCUGGAGGUUCUUUAGAGUCGGACGCGACUCCUUUUCAGACUCCGUCGGGUAACAUGGAUGAGCCGGACGCCGUAGCCAGUUUGCCCACACCCAGCGACAUCUUGGUCUCCUACUCAACUUUUCCAGGUUUUGUCUCCUGGAGGGAGGCGUCAAGUGGCUCGUGGUACGUGGAAAUGCUGGACAGCGUGCUGGAGCAAUACGCCCAUACGGAAGACCUGCUGAAAGCGGUUCUGAAAGUGGCAAAUGCUGUCUCUGCCAAGGGGAGGUACAAGCAGAUCCCGGGCUGUUUCAACUUUCUCCGUAAAAAAUUCUUCUUUGCGUGCAAAUGACUUGUGGGCUCCAAGGUCCCCGCCAAGCGUGAGAGUUACUUCCCCACAGCUGGAUGAAAUCUGUGCCUACCGUGACUUGGUGUCAAUGCCCCCGGUGGCCUUUGUCUGUCUGUCGAGAUGUUUGUCUUGAG
Messenger RNA from Fulmarus glacialis (Northern fulmar), 1292 nucleotides. It is a transcript of the gene CASP9, whose product is annotated as caspase 9, apoptosis-related cysteine peptidase. Gene Ontology annotation, cellular component: cytoplasm. Gene Ontology annotation, biological process: apoptotic process; proteolysis; intrinsic apoptotic signaling pathway in response to DNA damage. NCBI's taxonomy places the organism in Eukaryota, Metazoa, Chordata, Aves, Procellariiformes, Procellariidae. The record is from RefSeq and is a predicted model, not a curated record. The annotation marks the transcript as partial. The transcript has 9 exons.